Prunus mume (Japanese apricot) is the source of this 1196-nucleotide messenger RNA. Its product is annotated as Chaperone DnaJ-domain superfamily protein. The record is from RefSeq and is a predicted model, not a curated record. Lineage: Eukaryota; Viridiplantae; Streptophyta; Magnoliopsida; Rosales; Rosaceae.
AGAAAAAUACGGGAAAACUCAAAGAUUCAGUCAGAUUCGAAGAAAUGUUCAUUAUCAGAACCUUUUCACUUUCUUCACGUCUUCAACCUUCGUAACCCCAAUUGUUACCCCAAGAGCAAACCCUAAUUUUUAUUUCUAAUUUGAUUCUCUUCAUUUCCUUCUAAUCGGUCGGAGGUCUGAGCUGAAAGCCUGAGAUAGUACGCGAAAAAAAAUGAGCAAUUUGAGAACCAUCUGUAGGCCCCACACGGUCUUCACCUCCUUCAUGUGUUGCAGACACCAAGCUCGCUUUAGCUCUAGGGUUUCAUUUCGAAACCCUAAUUACAACCCUCGUUUUGCGCCUGUGUCCGAUUUUGCAAGAUUGAAUUGGAGCGGGUCCUGGUUCAGAGUGAAUCAGAGGAGGACCAUGGUUAAGGCAUCCAAUUGGGACCAACCCAAGUCUCCCUACGAAACUCUGGAACUAGAGAGGGACGCUGAUGACGACCAGAUCAAAAUUGCUUACAGACGUUUGGCCAAAUUUUAUCACCCGGAUGUCUAUGAUGGUAGAGGGACCCUAGAGGAGGGUGAAACAGCUGAAGCUAGAUUUAUAAAGAUUCAAGCUGCUUAUGAGUUGCUCAUAGAUGAAGACAGGAGGGGACAAUAUGAUAGGGCUAACCGAGUCAAUCCAAUGAAAGCAUCUCAAGCAUGGAUGGAGUGGCUAAUGAAAAAGAGAAGAGCUUUUGAUCAGCGAGGUGAUAUGGCAAUAGCAGCUUGGGCAGAGCAACAGCAGCGAGAGCUGAAUAUUCGUGCACGUCGACUUUCUCGUUCCAAGGUUGACCCAGAUGAAGAGAAAAGAAUCCUAGCAAGAGAGAAAAAGGCCUCGGCAGAGUAUUUCUCCAGUACCCUCAAGCGGCAUACGCUAGUGUUAAAGAAAAGGGACAUAAUGAGAAGGAAAGCAGAGGAAGAGAAGAGAAAGAUCAUCGGUCAGCUUUUAGCGGCAGAGGGACUUGAGCUCGACACAGAUGAUGAAGAGUCACGGUAGAGAAAAAUUUACUCAUUGGCUUCCGACAUUGUAUUAUAGAAUACCUUUUGGAUUGGCCCAUGGAGACAAAUCCUUCCAUAUUUGUAUUGUACAACGAAAGUAGAAAGAAUCUGUAUAUAUAUCUUCCGUUGGAGAAAUUUAUAGAAAUUAAUGAGAAAUUUAGAUUUUAUUAAAUCAA